Messenger RNA from Vitrella brassicaformis, 5083 nucleotides. The record is from the annotation of a GenBank genome assembly. Lineage: Eukaryota; Vitrellaceae.
GUCUAUAUGUGCAGGAUGAGACGGAGGCCGAAACGACUGGUCACUAUCACGGUUCAGCAAACGCAUGGAUGGACGAUGGAUGGGUGUGUCUGUAGGCAAAUCGAGCAGAGCAUGCCUUUCGGAAACACACUGUAACCUAGCUGUACACGAUGGACGCAGUGCUUGAGGUGGCACACACACACACACACACACCCCUAGCUGUUAGCACAAGGCACAGCAACGCCUGCCUACUGAGUACGGCCGAGAUGUCUCAUCGUCAUCAAAUAAAUCUGACAAAAAAUGAGAUGAGAAAUCCACCUGGAUGGAUGGCAGACAGAAAUCCUCCUAACGCGGCCAUACACGCACACACACACCUCCAUCGGCAGGCAGGCAGGCAGGCAGGCAGGCAGCAGAGCAGACACAACACCCAAACACGCAUGACUAGAGUGCCUUCCGACCUACCAUCAUGCAGUAGCUGUGUAGCUAGCUGUUCUUUGCUCAGCGACAAAAAUAUGCUCAACAUAUCAGUAGCAGACAGCCACGUCGUAGAUGGAUGGUACGAUGGCAGCAAUAGCGCACAGACACCGAUAAAAGACAUGCAGGACAGAGACACAUCAUGUGCUAGGGCACGGCACGCACGACGUCGACACAUCUUAGAGAGAGAGAUAGAGAGAUCGCCAGAGGAAUUACAUCAUCAUUAUCAUCAUCAUCACUACGAGCGUUAUACACACACACACACACCCAAGAAUACGCACACACCUGGUUGGUCGGUGGUCAGGUCUGCCUGAAGACCAAAACGACACACAGACAGACAGACAGACAGACGAGCGCACACUCUCGCGUUGCCGUGUCUCCUUCGCCUCGGUCACUGCUAAUUCAAUGACUAUAUGGUCUUCUCCCCACGACCAUCGAUCGAGUGAUAGCCAGCCGGUCUCCCACCGGCCAGCACAGACAGACAGACAGACAAGCUGGCCGUUCGAGCAGCGAUUUUGCCAGACAGUCAGUCGGUCAGUCGGGGUGUUCGGCAUCCCCGCCCUCCUGCUGCCUCAUCAUGGCGGCGUAUCGGCCCGCCAUCAUGUAGUCCGCCUGCACAUUCAUCCGAGACAUCUGACACACACACACACACACACCAUCCGAGAGCCCCAUGUGCAGGUCAGGUACGUACGGCCAGAGCCGCACACAGGCGUACGUACGUACGUACCUGUGGGAAUACGGAUGCAUCACAUAUAUUGAGGCCGUCGAUGCCCUUGACCCUGAAUUGGCUGUCGACCACCGUGCCCAUUGGCGCUGACCUGCAUCCAACCAUCCAUCCAUCCAUCCAUCCUCCAUAGACACAUUCACGCCUCUGUGUGUGUGUCUGUGUGCGUGUGGCUUGUCUGCUCUGAGUGGCCGACUCACUCACUGACCCUGUCCAGUGCCAUAUGGAGGUCCCAUGGGCCUUCGCGAACGUCGCCAAGGCCUUGUCGUCAAACAAGUCUGCACGCACACAGGCGGACAGACAGACAGGCACAGAGACCCACACCAAGAGUGCUGCACAGCACUCACAUUCCGCCAGUGCACUCAGUGCCCCAUACGUACCGACUGGCAGCGGAGGAAAGAUGGCAAACUGCUUGGCGUGCUCCAUCUGCGCCUUGUCCUUCGGCUGUGCGUCGCCAUUGCACCAUGGGCCGGCCAACGGAAUAUGAUGCUGACACGCCAGAUCACGCACACGAGCCGGAAGUGGCGGCAGCUCGCUCGCCAGCUGGGCCUUCUCCCGUAGCCACUGGAACACAGGCGACCCCUCUCCCUGCCACUCAGCUUCGGCUGCGCUGCUGCUCGUACUGCUGCUGCUGCUGCUGCUGUUGAGCACCUUGUCGCGUGUGGAUUGGACGAACUGAUAGAAGGGCUCCUGUGGGCUCUGUGGCGUUAAGGCAUAGGUGGAGGGAAGCGGCAGCCGCCUGGCCGCGAUGAGAAAGAGGUCCAGCAGGCCGUUGAGCACCUGUGCUGGGCACGACAAGGGCGAUCUCUUUUGCAUCAUGUCGUCGAACAUGCCGCUGCCGACGAUGCGCAGGGAGCGCUUCAGUGCUUCGACGGCCGUGUAGAGGUCGUGGCCACCGUGGUCGGUGUAGUAGCCGCCUGACACUAUCGGGCCGCCUGCAGGCAGACAGACAGUACAGAGAGGGACGGGGUCACACUCUGUCUGCCUGUGGGAUGGAAGGAGAUGCGCACCGUCUUCGUUGACAGUGACUUCACCGCGAGAUUGGACGACUGGCACGAAAGCGAAGAAGCCCGCUCCCUUCCUGCGCCACCACACACAUACUGGCUUGAUCGAUCGCUCUGAGGGUGCGUGUGUGUGUGUGUGUGUGUGGUCGGCAUGGGUGCCCACUUGAUGCACUCGAUUAGAGGGGAUAAUGGUGCGCACAGGAGGCUGGAAUCAUUGUUGCACGAAAUCAUGACCUCGACCAGGAAAUCCACCUCCCUGUAUAGCAGAAACACAGCGAGAAUGUUAUGUGUCGGGAAGGGCUCUCUCCUCUGUGUGUGUGUGUGUGUGUGUGUGUGUGGCCGUACGGGAGGCUCCUGAAUUCUGGGGGGAAGAACAGCCUGGUUGACCACAAUAAGCCCCACAGGCUGUCGGCGCCUUUGACCUUUGGACACAGUGGGAAGACAUGGAUGGAUGGAUGGAUGGCAUGCACACAAAUGGAUGUGUCUCACCUCUUCCUGGUUGAUGUAGGUGCAGGAAUCCUUGCUCACAGCACUCAGGCUGCACACACACACAGACAGACAGACAGAGCCACAAUGCGUCGCAUCGACCCCUCUCUCGCUCACUCGAGCAUUUCGCCUUGGUCGGCUUGGCAGUUGUCCCCCACCCUUUGGAGGCCGGAAUACGACGCGUAUGUGGCGGGCAGCCCAGGCUCAGGCAAGUCCUUGUCAAAGAAGACGACUAACGGGACAAAGUUUCGAUCGUGGAUGUUCUUGCCGAGCUCCUCGAUGUACUUGACCGCCUUCCCUCCAUUCUUGGCCACGACCUUGUCCACAACGGCCUUCGGCCCAACGCCCGACUUCAUCAGCAGCACCGGAGUGUAGAUGCUCCCUGCCGAUAGCCAGAUCUCGCCGCCAGGGUUCACACACAGCUUCUUGAACGAGUUCAUCACCCUCUCUGUAUCUCGCGGCUCCCUCUCCGUGCCUCGCUCGUUGGCGAUGGAGUCCACCGGCAUGAGCUCGUCAGGCGAGUCGCCGAAGACGACGCAGGCCGCCUUGGGGACGCCAUCGGCAGUCUCCUCGAACUCGAUCUUGAGCACGGUUUGCCGGUACCUCACUGUCAGCGCCCCGCCAUUGGCACUGAGGUCGCCCUUCAGCAGCACGUCACUCGCGCGGCGCUCCCUGUCUGGCGACAGCUUGUCUCCGUCGUAUUUGAAUAGGGAGAACGGGUUGAUGCUGCCCAUCUCAGCCUUCCGCUGCGUGCCCAGGUCGGGUGCGAAGCCGACCAUGGUGAGGGCUUGUCUGAAGGCGUCGCUGUACAUCGCGUCCUGGCCCAUUGGGUCGUUGGUGCGCUCCUUGACCCAGUUGAAGGCCUGGUAGCGACACACACACACAUAUAGAGAGUGACAGAGAUGUCUUGGCGCGUCGCUGACCUUGUUGAUGAGCUCCUCGUCGAAAUGGACCCCGUACUCCCUCUCUAGAAAGCGGAAAUACUCAUCCCUUUCUUCGAUUUGGAUGCCGGCACUGACGGCGAAUCGACCACACCCACACACACCCACACACACACACUUGCAGGUGCGCAAAUGUGCUCACGCGUCAUGAGUGUGACGACCUGAGAGCGGUCCCGCCCGAGAGGACAUUGGCAACAUGUGUGCGAAUCUUCUCCUUCGUCUUGACGACCUGGCGUCAUGUCCAGCAGACAUGUCCAGCACGUGAGGCAACGACCAUCCAGGUCUCACUCACCCUCACCCGUGCCUCCCUCGAUAUAUCAACCGACCUACCUGGGACAUAUGUGGGUUGUACAGCCCCAACCCGAAACCCUCGAUUGUUUGGCCCUCAAAGUUCUUCGGCUUGCUCCUCAGGUCGCCGCGCUCGUAAAGGCACACCUUGUGGCCGUUCUCGGCCAGCGAGAAGGCCAGGCCCGUCCCUGACGCGCCCCCGCCGAUGACAAUGUGGUCGAACUUCUCCUCGACGAGCGUGGGGAACUCCAAGGCAAAGUAGGCCAGUAGGAUCUUCGUCGCGCCCAGCACCAAGUAGCUCUCCCCUGCAGACACAGAUCCAGCCGAGCACGUUGGUCGCAUUGGUGUCUGAGUUUCUGCUGUCUGAUUCUGACCGAGCCACAGCUGCGUGAUGGGGUUGAUCAUCCUGAUCUCGUCAAUGACCUUGCUGAUGACAGGGAGGCCGCUGAUCGAGUAGUCCAGCACCACAGAGGGCUUCCCAUCGCCUCUGAGGGCUGUCACCGUCUCGUUGGUGUUGUACACUUCUGCCUGGAUCGCCGUACCGACCAACAACAGGAUGCUCUCGAGCGUCGUCCGCUUCGUCUCAGGGUCCGAGUAGAAGACCUUGCCGCCCCACACGAUUCGAGCGACCUGGGUGGGGAUUGGGCAGGCCGGUCCGCAGACGACCAGCGUGGGCAGGCCGGCUCCCUUGAGCAGCUCCCCUGGUUGCUCUGUCGACGGGAUGCCUGCACAGGAAAGCCAGCGAGUCAGUCUCUGUCGACAAUGAAAGCGGAGCGUUCCCUGCAUCAAAUCCAUCACUUCUUACGGAUUGAGCCGCCCGCAGCUCCACUGGCAAAUAGCUCCUCCAGUUGUGGACGUGAAGCAUCCCUGAGGUCUUCGAGGUGAGCUGGCGGGCGGUUCACGACCUCGGGAGUCCCGAUCUGGCCGAAACAAGUCGCCAGGCAGCUGGCGACCAGGAUGACACUGAGCACCCCAGCCGAUGGCGAUGUUGCCAUUACUCAGCCUCUGAGUGGACCCUUGGCACGCAGAGAGGCGGUUCGGUUCUCGUGAGGGAAGCUGAAGAUCUGACAGGUGGGCCGCGGCCCUCUGCGUCAAUCUGUCAGGCGACAAGAUAUCGGUGGGCGAGAACCUCGGCGGGCAGCAUUGGUGCGAUGGGCGCGGUCCCACGCAGCCUGCAUGUCAGAACA